AUGCCUCCCACCGAGCCCCCUAGCCAGCCCGCAGAAGUCGCUACAAAGGUGCUGAGGAGAGCCGAGGUCUCCAAGGCCACUCGAAUUUUGUCCUCUCGUCUAGCCUUAGCAAACGUCAAGAUCAAGCAUGGCUGGGAGAAUCUAUCUCUCGACAGCAUUGAGCCCCGAGUGGAACAGGAGCUGAAGCGGAAGAGACCUGGCGGGUCAAGCACGCUUUCAGAUACCUCCUCUAUUACAUCACAGCGAUACUAUGCUCCUGGCGUGCUCGACUCGUCACCUUUGGCGAAGCCAAUAUUCUCCGACGACCUUGGGCGGCCUGGCUCUUACAAGCGGACCAGGUUCUCCCAGCCUGCAUCCAGCAAUCACGCCCGCCGGAAGGUCCGGACGUCAAUGGGCUCCACAUCGUCGUGGAAGAGCCAGUAUCAUCUCCCAGCGUCUUCACCAGCCUACCAUCAGCGUCAUGCCAGCUACCAAGUCGCCCACGUUCCCAGCCUGUCCUUCGUCUCAGAAACGUCGACUAUCCCUGACGACCCAGCCUCACCUCUGCUUUCAGAAGAUGAUGAUACAGACCUUCCAGUUCACUCGUUUGCCGUUGGUACAUCAGCCAACAGGAUACAUUCACCAACACCUACUCGAAGCCCUCGCACUCCACCUCCCGGUCUGGCUCGCUCAGGCCGUCUGCGUAACGAUGCCUUUACCGCUGCAUCUCGCAACCGACACAAUGGCGAAGAGGGCGUAGAUCUGCUCAUGUAUCUCGCUGCCUCCCCUUCGCCUGCUCAGGCAGCUAAGACGUCUACCCGCGUCUUCCCCCCCUCCACGCCCCCACCAAAAUCCACACCUCUCCCUUCAUCCAUGAUGACCACCCCUGGCGGCGGCAUCGGUGCGCCCUUCUCUGGCUUCGGGCUUAACACACCAUCUGCAAACUUCAACUUCGCCGAGUUCGUCAACAUGACACCAAGUCCCGCUCAAGGAGGCGGGAGCUGGGGAAGAACACCAAGUACAGCAAGGACACCAUUGGCUGCCAGGGAAGCGAGGAGAAGGCUCAACUUCGACAGCUUGCUUCCACCGAGUCCCGGUGUAGGCAUGUUCGAGAGAACGAGCCCUGCCAAGGGGGCGGGGCUAGGGAUGGAGCUUGGAGGGGAACUAGUGUCAUGA
Molecule: messenger RNA, 1155 nt
Organism: Coniosporium apollinis CBS 100218
Lineage: Eukaryota; Fungi; Ascomycota; Dothideomycetes
Exons: 3
Coding region: 1-1155 (384 amino acids)
Source: RefSeq, a predicted model, not a curated record